Molecule: messenger RNA, 1068 nt
Organism: Miscanthus lutarioriparius
Lineage: Eukaryota; Viridiplantae; Streptophyta; Magnoliopsida; Poales; Poaceae
Source: the annotation of a GenBank genome assembly
AUGCUGCUGAACCCGGCGUCGGAGGCGUUGGUGCUGGACACCAUCCGGCAGCACCUCCUGGAGGAGCCGGCGGCGGCGGCGGAGGCGCGGCCGGCCGACGAGACCUUCGGGAGCCUGGUGGCGGACCGGUGGAGCGGCUCGCUCCCGUUCCGCACCGACGACGCCGAUGACAUGGUGGUGUUCGGGGCGCUGCAGGACGCCUUCGCCUACGGCUGGCUGCCCGACGGCUCCUUCGCGCGCGUGAAGCCCGAGCCGGUGGGGUCCCCCGACGACUCGGCCUACUCCUACUCCUACGACGGCUCCUCCUGCUUCGGCGGCCUCCUCCUGGACCUGGCGGAGCCGCUGACGCCCAGCAGCGAGGGCGGCGAGGCGGCCGCCACGCCCAGGCGGGAGGAGGCCGUGGCGGCCGUGGCCAGGGGCAAGCACUACAGAGGCGUCAGGCAGCGCCCGUGGGGCAAGUUCGCGGCGGAGAUCAGGGACCCCGCCAAGAACGGCGCGCGCGUCUGGCUGGGCACCUACGACACCGCCGAGGACGCCGCGCUCGCCUACGACCGCGCCGCCUACCGCAUGCGCGGCUCGCGCGCUCUCCUCAACUUCCCGCUCCGCAUCGGCUCCGAGAUCGCCGCCGCGGCCACCGCCGGGGACAAGCGGCCGUCGCCGGAGCCCGCCACCUCCUCGGACUCCUCGUCCUGUUCCUCCUCCACCUCCUCGUCUUCGACCGGCGGUUCGCCCAAGAGGCGGAAGCGAGGCGAGGCCGCGGCCGCCAACAUGGCCAUGGCGCUGGUGCCCCGCCUUCCCAGCUUAACCGGCCGGCCCAGCCAUGGUUCCCUGCCGCGCCGGUCGAGCAGGCGGCGAUGGCGCCGCGCGUGGAUCAGCUCGUCAUCUAGCCCCGCGCCGAUCAGUCAGAGCCAGCCAGCCACCGGGCACCGCGGCGAGGCAAUGAGGCGUGCAACGAGGGAUGAUGCGCCAGCGAAGGCGGAGGAACAGGACAACAAGGCCCUGCGCUGCACUUGCGCGGUGCACGACGGGGCAGCGCGAAUGCGACGGCGCGCGCGCGCAUCCCGGUGA